Messenger RNA from Lytechinus pictus (painted urchin), 4325 nucleotides. RefSeq names its product fizzy-related protein homolog. Gene Ontology annotation, biological process: anaphase-promoting complex-dependent catabolic process; positive regulation of ubiquitin protein ligase activity; positive regulation of anaphase-promoting complex-dependent catabolic process. Gene Ontology annotation, cellular component: anaphase-promoting complex. NCBI's taxonomy places the organism in Eukaryota, Metazoa, Echinodermata, Echinoidea, Temnopleuroida, Toxopneustidae. The transcript is spliced from 11 exons. Bases 70 to 1533 code for a protein of 487 amino acids. Gene Ontology annotation, molecular function: ubiquitin ligase activator activity; anaphase-promoting complex binding; protein binding. The record is from RefSeq and is a predicted model, not a curated record.
CUCACAGACAGAUUCCCAUACUGCUGUGUUUUUCUGUAUGUGCAGUUCAGUGCCAAAACAGAGGUAACAAUGGAACCAGAAUUUGAGAGAAGAUUACUCAGGCAGCAAAAUGGACAGUCACCAAUCGGCUCACCAACAACUCUGCCAAUCUCACCAGGCAAGGCGGCGUCCCCAUCCAAGGACCGUUACAGCGACCGUUUCAUCCCCAGCAGAGCAGGCAGCAAUUGGCAGGUGGGCUUUGGAUCUAUCCAGCAGGAGACAGACGAAACACAGCCGACAGGGAGGAGAGGCAAGGAGGUCGGAGACUCCAGUAAAGACAUGCUGGCCUACCACUGCCUGCUGAAGAACGAGCUCCUCGGCGCAAACAUCGACAAGAUCAAAGACCCGCAAUGCGAGGAUAGAAGGAUGGUCAGUCCGCAGAAGGUCAAGCGGAAUCUCUUCCAAUACAACGUCCAAGCCAAGAGACCAAGCCUUGCUCAAGGAGAGGAUUCUCCUCCGUACUCCUUAUCACCGAUAGGAAAUAAAAGUCAAAAGCUGCUGAGAUCACCACGGAAGCCAAUGAGGAAGAUCUCCAAGAUUCCUUUCAAGGUCUUGGACGCUCCGGAGCUUCAGGAUGACUUCUACCUAAACCUUGUAGACUGGUCUUCAGGGAAUAUACUCAGUGUGGGCCUAGGUACAUGUGUUUAUCUAUGGAGUGCUUGCAAUAGUCAGGUAACAAGAUUAUGUGAUCUCUCAGGGGACGGGGAUACAGUUACCUCUGUGUCUUGGAAUGAAAGAGGAAAUCUGGUAGCCGUUGGAACGCACAAAGGUCUUGUUCAGGUAUGGGACUAUGCAGCUCAGAAGAAACUACAUGCAUUGGAUGGCCAUGCGGCUAGAGUUGGGGCACUGGCAUGGAACGCAGACAGCUUGUCGUCCGGCAGCAGAGAUCGAAUGAUCCUGCAGAGAGAUAUCCGCAUGCCAGGGGUCAUCCGACGGCUCGGGGGUCAUCGUCAGGAGGUGUGUGGUCUGAAAUGGUCACCUGAUCAUCAGCAUCUAGCUUCAGGAGGCAAUGAUAAUAGGCUGUUUGUAUGGAACCACUCCAGCACCUCCCCCGUCCAGCAGUACACCGAACACAGUGCGGCGGUGAAGGCCAUUGCCUGGUCGCCCCACCAGCACGGUCUGCUUGCCUCAGGGGGCGGUACGGCAGACCGAUGCAUCCGGUUCUGGAACACACUGACAAGCCAGCCUCUCAACUACGUGGACACCGUCUCACAGGUCUGCAACCUGGCCUGGUCCAAACACGAUAAUGAACUGGUGAGCACGCAUGGCUACUCGCAGAACCAGAUCCUAGUUUGGAAGUAUCCAUCGUUGGUCCAAGUCGCCAAGCUUACGGGUCACACCUAUAGAGUUCUAUAUCUGGCGGUGUCUCCUGAUGGGGAGGCCAUUGUAACAGGGGCAGGAGAUGAAACGUUACGCUUCUGGAACGUCUUCAGCAAAUCAAGAUCGACAAAAGAAUCCAAGUCUGUGCUCAACCUGUUCAACCAUAUUAGAUGAGUGUGGGAUGCUACAAGCAAACCAGAACUUUAGGUUGUUCCUCAACAAAAACAAUUUAGACAAUGAGAAAAAUCAUGGAGACACUAAACCACUUAUAUCAUUGUAUAGGUAUUACAAGAGCCAGCCGAAUUGGGAUUUUGAUUGUAUUAUCAGAUUGGAUUAGAGUAGCACAAAGCAAUGAUGAGGUUUUCUUGUCGUGGAUUAUUUUUAGUACUGAGACGGCAAUGAGUUAUGUUGGAGGACCCAGAUGAUUAUAGCUUUUACAGCUGAUUUACAUUAAACGUCACUCGUCGUGUCACCAAUUAUUGGGUUGGAGGAGCAUAGACCAACAGCGCAGUUUCUGGAUGUGGAAUAUUCAUCUACAUCAAAUUGGAAAAAAAAAAGGAUCAAUAAGGUGAUCAUCAUAGCUUCUAGGGCUGGUUCGCAAUAUACUUGACACAUGUCAUCAGUUAUUGCGGUGGAGGAACACAGAGCAAUGGCACUGUUUCUGCAUACUGAAUGAGUGUUCACGAGAUGAUCAUCACGGCUCUUUACAUGUCAGCUGCUUUACAAAAGUCUUUACAUACUUUAUAUAUAGUGUCACCAGCAGGGUUCCCACAGUCAUGGAAACUCCUGGAAAAACUUCUGGUCAGGGAAAAGUCAGGGAAUUUGGAAAAUUUGUGAAAAGUCAUGGAAUUGCAUUUACCUCUUGGCUAUGGCAGCUUUCCAGUUUGUUGUGUCUUGCAACUCUCAUACUCUGUGAUCGUACUCUGCUAAUAUAAUUGGUGUUCAUGAUUUCCAUUUUUCCCAGUUUUGUGACAUCCCAAAUUCUACUAAACUCCCGGGACGUCACGGGAAGUCAUGGAAAGCAGCAAUUUAGUCAUGGAAAAGUCAUGGAAUUCUGUUUUCAAAUUUCUAUGGGAACCCUGACCAGGGUCCCGUAAAGCAAAGGUUGACGAUUAAUCAUACUCUUGAUUUUCACGAUUGAUUGUACAUUGUAGUAAAUGCAAUCAAUUAUAAAAUAAUGUUCUACGAUCAUUGCCAAGCUUUGUGUUACGGGCCCCAGGUUUGGGAUUGGAUACUAGCAAUGCCAAGGUUUCUUGGUGCAGAAUGAGUGUUAGCGAGAUGAUCGUCACAGCUCUGAAUCUAGGGUGGGAUCUACUGUUCAGGUUCUUCAUAGAUCGCCAAAUGUGGCACCAAUCUGUUAAUGGUAGGUUUCAAUUCGGAAGCAUAUUUGGUAUUCAAACAAUUUAAUAGCGUCUGGAAAUGAAACAAAUAUAGUUUUCUACACGAUUAUUUAAAGGCAUAGGAGAAAUAAGCCCAGUGAAAAUAAGAAACAUUCAAUGUCAAUAGGUUUUAAAUUUUGGCUCCCCGUAACUUUAUUACGUAAUACUUACAAAGACCUUUGCUUGAAUCUAAUCAGAAUUCAAAAUAUGAGCCAAUGAAGUCUAUGGUCCACUUAGUCCUAACUCGGGCGAUAGAAUUCUGCAUGUAUGUCCGUAACACAAGCUUAACAAUUGAUCAUAGAACUAAGUUUUUAAUUGAUUGCAUAAUAUACGAUGGAUUUCAUGAUCAUCGCUAAGCUUUGUAUUACAGGAUCAGGUAGCAUUGUUGAAGAGGCAUGAUGCCCUGGAAAAUAUAUUGUAGCUCAAGAGAUGUACUUGAACAAAAUUAUGAAAGAUUUUUUUAUAUUAUUUUGUUCACCGUAAAUCAACAGAGUUGCUUCAGAGAGGAAUAUGCUGCUUAAGCUUAGGGGUCCCUUGUUUCAGAAAAAUGUUUGGCAAUAUAUCGACCACGUCAUAUGUCAGCCAUUUCAAAAUUAUGUAUAAUUAUAUAAACGGCUUUAUGUAAUCUCCCAAGGACGUGUAAAACAUUACAUGAUUAUAAGCAUUUCCUCCUCAAUACUUCACUUUCAUUUGUGGUGGUUGACAUGCCUAACAUAGCAACUCCAAUGUAGAAAAUGUAUGGUUUCUCAGAAGUUUAUUUCAGGCUACACUGACUCUCCUCGGUAAAUGUUAAAUGCAGUUACAGGAAUGAGACACACAGGGCACACCACAUGGGAGGGAAUUUUGACUGUUAAAAAUAUUAUUUUUCUUAAUAAAUGAAGAGGAGAAAAAAAAAUAGAAAGAGAUGCAAAGAAGAAAGGAUAUUGAAAAGAAGGCUAUUUUUUUAUUUAGAUUUGAAUUCUUUAGUUUUUAUCUUUCAAGAAUAUAAUUGGUUGUAUCAAAUCGAAAUAAGUUUGAAUAUAAUUUCCAUCUUUUUUUUUUAACACUAAGGCAAAGAUUCAAAUGGCAUAUUUAUACUUAUUUUUUAUCAUUUUGUUUCUGAUCAUGAUUAUCUUUUUAUGAUUUUUUUAAUAUGAUUUUAGAUUGAUUUUAUGUAGUUUUGGGAUAAUGAAAAAGGUCUUAUUAAUCAUGAAAACUAAAACUUAACAAAGUCCUUAAUUAAAAAAAGGGAAAAAGACUUACUAGGUUUUAUGAAUUUGAUUUUACCCUUUUCCUAAUUAUGAUUCUUAAAUUUUUAUUUUUAAUAUAUAGAAACAAAGGUAUGAAAAUUUAUUUUGGGGGGCCAAUAUUCUUGAAAGGUCGUGAAAGAAAGAAGAAAUUAUGGGCCUAUUAACUGGUUAACUUAUUUUCAUCUAUAAUUUUGAGAACAAAUAUUGGAUUAGUUUGUUUUACAAUAUUAUGAAGAGUGAGGUUAGAAGUAAUGAUAUGGCUUUGAAAUUUAAAAAACUCAGUAAACCACUGCACUCCAUGAAUAAUAUUAUGUACAUGACUGUAAAUAAUGCACAAAAUAAAUCAUGUGUCAAAGUA